Molecule: messenger RNA, 8370 nt
Organism: Melopsittacus undulatus (budgerigar)
Lineage: Eukaryota; Metazoa; Chordata; Aves; Psittaciformes; Psittaculidae
Gene: LATS1
Product: large tumor suppressor kinase 1
Exons: 8
Coding region: 358-3777 (1139 amino acids)
Biological process (GO): peptidyl-serine phosphorylation; regulation of organ growth; G1/S transition of mitotic cell cycle
Cellular component (GO): spindle pole
Molecular function (GO): protein serine/threonine kinase activity; ATP binding; protein binding
Source: RefSeq, a predicted model, not a curated record
GCCGGAGACACCGACAAAAUGGCGGUGCCGAACUGAGAGGCCCUUGGCGGCGGCGGCAGGCGCUGGCGGAGGGAUCGAGAGGCCGCUGCCGGUAUCGCGGAGGGCCGCGGCGGUCGUCGCCGCGCGGGCGGGGCUGAGCUUUGUGUGCCCACACCCGGCCCCGGGGCGCUGCCGCCGCCGCCGCUGCCUUCUCGCCGCAGGAUAGCAGUUUGGGUUGUGACGAACUCCAGCACUACAGGAACCAUGGUUUCACAGUGAAGAGCCACUGCUUUCCCCAGUUCUAAAACUACCAGCCACCCUUCCUUGAAUUUUGGAGUGUGCGAGUCCUUGGUGGAGGCUGCAUAUAUACAUGUUUUCAUGAAGAGAAGCGAGAAGCCAGAAGGUUAUAGACAGAUGAGGCCUAAGACUUUUCCUGCCAGUAACUAUACUGGCAGCAGCCAGCAGAUGCUACAGGAAAUACGAGAGAGCCUCAGGAAUUUACCUAAACCCUCAGAUGCUGCUAAAGCUGAUCAUAGCAUGAGUAAAAUGUUAUCUGAAGAUCCGAGACAUGGCAGAAAUCCCCCCAAAUUUGUAACAUAUCAUAAAGUUUUACAGGAGAUCAGAAACUCACUUCUGCCUUUUGCAAAUGAAACAACCUCAGCUGUCAAAGGAACAUCAGAGGUUAAUCGACAAAUGCUGCAAGACUUACAAGCUGCUGGCUUUGAUGAGGAUAUGGUUAUACAAGCUCUUAGACAAACUAACAACCGUAGUAUAGAAGCUGCCAUCGAAUUUAUCAGUAAAAUGAGCUACCAGGAUCCUCGUCGGGAGCAGAUGGUUGCAGCAGCAGCAAGGCCUGUGAAUGCAGGGAUGAAACCACCAGGAGGGACUGUACAGCAGUCUGUUAACCGCAAGCAGAGCUGGAAGGGUUCUAAGGAGUCCUUGGUUCCUCAGCGGCAUGGGCCUUCCCUGGGAGAUGGUGUAGUUUAUCGCUCAGAAAGCCCCAGCUCUCAGCCUGAUGUGGGAAGGCCGCUAUCCGGAUCUGGCAUUGCAACAUUUGCUCAGGCUCAUCCUGUAAAUGGACAGAGAGUGAACCCCCCGCCUCUACCACAGAUAAGGAGUGUCACUCCUCCUCCUCCACCUCCUCGAGGACACACACCCCCUCCAAGGGGAACGACUCCUCCACCUCCUUCCUGGGAACCAAACUCUCAAACAAAGCGUUACUCUGGAAACAUGGAGUAUGUGAUCUCCCGUAUUUCUCCAGUGCCACCAGGAGCAUGGCAGGAUGGUUACCCACCUCCACCUAUGAAUCCUCCACCCAUAACUUCUUCCACACAGGGUCAGAGAGGCAUGAGCACUGUUCCCAUUGGCAGGCAACCAAUAAUCAUGCAGAGUUCUGCCAACAGUAAAUUCAGUUUUCCCUCAGGAAGAGCUGGAAUGCAAAAUGGCAAUUGUCAGACAGAGUUCAUAGUUCACCAGAAUAUGGUGCCUGGGAACUCGGUGAGUCGCCAGCCACCCCCAUACCCCAUGAAUCCAACCAACAGGCAAAGUCCCACAGCACUACAGAUGCAGGCAGGGGGAUCUGCUCCUCCUUCAGCAUAUACCAAUGGGAGUCUUCCUCAGGCAGUGAUGGUGCCAAAUAGAAAUAGUCACAACAUGGAACUUUACAAUACAGCUGUAGCUGGAAUACCUGCGUCUUGGUCACAGCCUUCCCCUGUGCAGCCACAGUCAUCGCCUGGCAAUGGGCAUGACAUGCCUGCAUGGCAACCCAAUGUUCCUGUACGGUCAAAUUCUUUCAACAACCAUCAUGGCAAUAGGCAAAGUCACUCCAGCAACUCUCAGCCUUCAGCUACAACAGUAACAGCUAUAACACCAGCUCCCAUUCAGCCACCAGUAAAAAGUAUGCGUGUGUUAAAACCCGAGCUACAGACUGCCCUAGCGCCCAGUCACCCUUCCUGGAUGCCACAGCCAGUGCAAUCUGUUCAGACCAUUCCGUUCUCUGAGAGUCCCUCUACAAACAUGGCAGUUAUGGCCCCUGUUGGAGAGGCUCCAAAUUACCAGGGUCCCCCACCACCUUACCCAAAACACUUGUUACACCAGAAUCCCUCUGUCAGUCUCUAUGAGACUGGACCCAAGCUCAACAAGGAGGAACCACCUAUUUUAUCCAAGGAGGAUGAGAAUGAAAAGAAUUAUGAAUGUGUUGAUUCAACAGAUAAAGAAAAGAAACAAAUUACAACAUCACCUGUUCCUGUUAGAAAAAACAAGAAAGAUGAGGAAAGAAGAGAGUCCCGCAUUCAAAGCUAUUCCCCUCAGGCCUUUAAAUUCUUCAUGGAGCAGCACGUGGAGAACAUACUGAAGUCACAUCAACAGCGUUUGCAUCGGAAAAAACAACUAGAGAACGAAAUGAUGCGGGUUGGGUUGUCACCAGAAGCCCGAGAUCAAAUGAGGAAAAUGUUGUGCCAGAAAGAGUCUAAUUAUAUUCGACUAAGAAGAGCUAAAAUGGACAAGUCGAUGUUUGUAAAAAUUAAAACCCUGGGAGUUGGUGCAUUUGGAGAAGUUUGCUUAGCAAGAAAAGUGGAUACUAAUGCGUUGUAUGCAACCAAAACGCUGAGGAAAAAAGACGUCUUGCUUAGAAAUCAAGUUGCUCAUGUGAAAGCUGAGCGAGAUAUCCUUGCAGAAGCUGAUAAUGAAUGGGUGGUUCGCCUGUACUAUUCAUUUCAAGACAAGGACAAUUUGUACUUUGUAAUGGACUACAUUCCAGGAGGUGAUAUGAUGAGUCUUCUAAUUAGAAUGGGUGUAUUUCCAGAAAAUCUGGCACGGUUCUACACAGCAGAACUGACCUGUGCAGUUGAAAGCGUUCAUAAAAUGGGCUUCAUCCACAGAGAUAUUAAACCUGAUAAUAUCUUGAUAGACCGUGAUGGUCAUAUUAAAUUGACUGACUUUGGGCUCUGUACAGGUUUUCGAUGGACCCACGAUUCAAAAUACUACCAGAGUGGUGAUCAUGCACGUCAAGACAGUAUGGAUUUCAGCAGUGAAUGGGGUGACCCAGCAAACUGCAGGUGUGGAGAUCGGCUGAAGCCACUUGAACGCAGGGCUGCACGUCAGCAUCAGCGCUGUCUGGCCCAUUCCCUUGUUGGCACACCCAAUUAUAUUGCACCAGAAGUGUUGUUGCGAACAGGUUACACACAGUUGUGUGACUGGUGGAGUGUUGGAGUAAUUCUCUUUGAAAUGCUAGUGGGGCAGCCUCCGUUCCUGGCACAAACACCACUGGAAACACAAAUGAAGGUUAUCAACUGGCAAACUGCACUUCAUAUUCCACCUCAAGCUAAAUUGACUCCAGAGGCCUCUGAUCUUAUUAUUAAACUCUGCCGAGGGCCAGAAGAUCGUUUAGGCAAAAAUGGUGCAGAUGAAAUAAAAGCUCAUCCAUUUUUUAAAACAAUUGAUUUUUCAAGUGAUCUACGGCGGCAGUCUGCUUUCUACAUUCCCAAAAUUGCUCAUCCUACAGACACAUCCAACUUUGAUCCGGUUGAUCCAGAUAAAUUGUGGAGUGAUGAUGAUAAGGAAGGGAACAGAAAUGAUACACUCAACGGAUGGUACAAAAAUGGCAAACAUCCUGAACAUGCUUUCUAUGAGUUCACCUUCCGAAGGUUUUUUGAUGACAAUGGCUACCCAUACAACAAUCCAAAGCCCAUUGAGUAUGAGUAUGGUAGUUCCCAAAACUCAGAACAGCAUUCAGAUGAUGAUGAUGAUGACGAACAGGCAGGUAGAGGAGUUCAGAACCGUGACCUGGUUUAUGUUUAGUAGAGGAAUAAAGAUUAAAAACUAAAUAAACUUAUUUUGUAGCUGAAGUUUUUGAGAAGUCUCUUAAGAGAAUUGAGAAAAGAUUGCUACAGUAAAUACAUGCACAUUUUUUUAUUUUUUAAACACUAAGGAAAUUGUGUCUUCAUUUUCCCUCUCUGUACAUUUUGUUUCCCCAGAAUACAGGGAAAUCCUUCUCAAGUAUUAAUUUAUUCCAGCAUUAUUAAUUGUUUAAUUUAGAAAAGAGUGAUUUGAUGUUAGGUAAAAAAAAAAUCAUCACUUGAAAUUUAUUAUUGUUUCUCCGUACUCUAAGUACUCAAAAUAGGAAAUAGUGAUCAAGGGUUUUGUUGUUUUGUUUUUCUUUUCCUGAAGAUGAUGCCUGUUAUGUAUUUGUACAUAUGCUGAAUAAUUUUAGAAAACAAAAUCUCUGCUUCAGAUCUUCUAAUGAGUCUUUCCUUGCAUUGACCAAAUAUAAAACCUACUUUAUGCUUAAUAGAGCUUUCUGAUACAUUUCUGAAGAGAAAAAAGAAAAAGGCUGCUGUACCCUCACUUUUCACUGUAUUUAGCUUGAUAAUUCACAGUAUUGGAAAAACUGAGCCAUCUAUCUGGUGAAAUGUUUCCAGCUGCUGUGGUAGUGGUAUAGUUCUCAGCUUUGGAUUAAGAAAGUAUCAGUCUUUGCUAUAGUGUGAUUGUAAAGUGAUAAAGAAUUAGAACUAGUAUUUUAUUUAAAUAGUAAUUGAAUUUAACAUUAGUAUGCUGUAGCAUGUGCCUGGUACUCCUAAAGCAGAAGGACUGCUCUCUCGGGAGCAACUCGAUUAUAUCCUGUCAUCAGUUCUUCUAUCAUUAUGAGAGGAAAAGAAACCUUAGGAAAAACACUUUUUGAAAUGUAGUUUAGUUUCCUGACUAAAUCCAAACUGUAAAAAGUGUGUACAGUUCUGCUUUAGUUGAGAUUUUUAGUUUGAAAAAUAAAUUCUAGAAUAAUUUCUUUAUUACAGGUUUGAGAUAGUAAUGGAGAAAGAUGAUAAAUUAUGGCAUUUGAGACUGUUGCUGUGGAGACCAGUUUCACUGGCUUUAAUAGCUUUCGUCCUAGUUAUGCAGACAGUGAGGAGAAAUGUCAUGCACCAGUCCAUCUGAGCCAUCACUACAGUUUCAGUGGUCCAUCUUUCACAGUCCCAUUCAUAACCUAAUUAGGAACUGAACAGCUGUGUUUGCUGCCUUCUGCAUUACUGUUUUCACAAUUUCACUCAUCAGGUGAGCAGACAUCCCCUUGGGUCUCAUGGUGGGAGGGUACUGAGCCUGCUGAAGUUGCUGGGACCAGGGAGGGGGGCAACCCUCUGAGCAGCUUCCCUGGGACAAGACCAGGAGCUACAGGUGAGAGGCAGGAAGAAUUACGGGGUUUACCUCUUUCUCUCUUCCCUGCUUUCUCCUGAAGCUAACAUAGUGGUAAAGAAAAUGCACUAUUUUUGGUAAAUUUCAUGUCUUUUAUAACAUUGCCUCCUCCUUGGAAUUGAAUUCCAAAGGAUAAUCUAAUAUUGUGCCUGUAAGCAUUACUACUUUCUUGAAUUAUUUGUGCCAUUGCACUGGCCUUGUGACUGUCUAAAAAUCAUGAAAUUUGUGUUUGUAACUAUUCUUGCAGCAAACGCCAGGUACUCGUUUACUUUUCUCACUGAGCUGGUUCAAGAAAUUCUGGUGCGCUUCAGGCUGUUUGUUCCCUUUCUGUGUGUCUGUGCCAGUGCAACUGUCUGCAGUUCUAAGCUACAUACUAGAUCAGUGAAAAAACUGCUUGGUGUUUACAAGACAUCUCUGAAUGCUAAAAGUGUUCAACUGAGUGAUCCAGUUUCCCGUGUGGUCCAAAAACCGAUUUAUAUUGGCAUAACCGAGGAAGGAGUAAACUGCAGAAAAGGCAGUUUGGCAACCUUUUCUGCCAAAGAAAGCGGGGGGAAAUGUCUUAAACAAACUUGAUCACAGGAGAAAACAUUUGUAGAAGUUCAUCCCUCUACUGUGAAGUUGUUAUCAUGGUUAGAAGAUGGUUUUCCCAAGCAGGUAGUUAGUUAAUUCCUGUAAUGAAAAUGGGUUUAUAUCUUAACAAAAUUCAUGUUCUGUCUGCUUGUUCCACAGUUGUUGAAAUCGAAUAGCUUUUAAGAUUCAUUUCAUUUAGCCUAAAUAUUACAAAGUGACUGCAGUGUAUAACUACUCCAUUUUAUAUAUUAUGUAAAAAAGAUUGUUUUCCAUGUAAAUAAACUAUAAAGUUAUCCUCCUUCAUACUAAGUAUCCCAGUAAAACUGGUCUAUUUGUCUUGGAGUAAAGUAUAAUAUAUUACUGGUUAAAGGUGAUUUAAUCAAGCCUGCUUUACUGUUUGUGAAGUCUGCAGAGAAAAUAAUGUCAAUUCUUCAUUAAAUUGACUGUUAAAAUUGCAUUUUUAUCUGACUAUAUUUCUCCUCUGCCUGCAUUGUAUUAUGUUUUAUCCAGUUUUACACUAUAACUGGUCUUUAGCCAGUGUGUUGGGGGAAAAAAAAAGGGUCCUAUAAAGGCAUCACUGCAGUUCCAUAAAAGCAAAACUGUUUGCUUAAGGACAUGUGCAAGUACUGAAAUAUAAAAUAUUCUGCUAUUUUUAAAGAAAUACAGGGAGAACUCAUACCUGUAGAAUUUUGUAGAUGCUUCUGGCAUUUUUCUUUUACCUUGUGUUAGAAGUUGUAGUGUACCUUGUUUGAACUUUGCCACCUAUAUGCUGCAGUAUUGUAUUUUUUCUUGGAGAAAUGCAGUGUGUUACAGUCCAAGUUCGCUGAGAAAGUUAGUUUUACAUAAAUGUUGUCACAACUGUCCAACAUGCUGUGCCUGACCCAUGUUUUGAAACUUCUUGUUUCAUACGUAGAUUUGGAGUCUGUUGAGAUUCUUCAUAGCUGCUGCUUAAAACAUGGGUGUUUCACUGGUAACCUAUGAUGGGGAUUGGUUUGUACAGACAGGUGAGCAGAGAGGCUCUUAACCAGCAGCUGUGGAAUUCUGCAGUAAGUUUUAAUUCAGGUUACUUUCAUUUUGUAUAGCAUGAAAGCAAAUUUCUCUUUUAUGUUCUCUUGUAUACAUAUUAAUUGUAUUUAUAAAAUAUUCUAUAAUCCUGUAACUGUACUGUAAAUACUAUUUGAUACUCAGUGGCAUUCUAUCCUAGGGCAGGCCCUCUUGCUGUGUCUUUUCUAUCCUCCAUUUGUAAUAGAAUCUAUAGGAUAUACGGCUAGAACGUUUCUUUGAGACUGAAGUAUCUUCUGCUGUUGCAAAGCUGUGAGUGGAAAUGAUUUAUUUAGACCCCCUUUAAUAUUAUUCAGUUAACAGGCAGUGCAGUGGGUGGGUUCUUAGAUGAUGCUGCUGCCAGGCAAGAUACUAUUAGGCUUUGGUUUCAGAUGACUUGGGUGUUUCAGAUCAGGCCUUAAAAUCUGUUUGCUUAGAUUCAGCCAAAGCAAAAAGAUUGUAAAUUGGGUCAAUGUCGUAGUAAAAUGUUUGAAUGCCUUAAGAUGCUCCUGAUAAAGGCACUAUUCAAGUUUACUGAUUUAUAUAUAUCUAUAUAGAUAUAUAUAGAUAUAUUCUACAUGUGUAUAUGUAUAUAUAAUGUCUUUAUAUUAUAAAUAUCCUUCUGAUUGUCAGUUCUUUUGGAUCUUCCAAUUAAAUACAUAGUCCACAGCACUGCUCUGCUUAAGCAAAUUCAUUUAUUACACACUCAGUUAGUAAACUUAACAUUAUGUUGCAUUAUCCCACACCUAUAACAAGUUACUCACUGAUCUUUUGAGUAUUCUGUAGUUGUCUCUGUCAUGACAUGGACUCUUUUGCCAGGUCUCUGCAUACCUGUGUUACAUGAUCUCUGAAUGCUCACUGAUAUGUCUGGGUUUCAUGGGGUUAAGUAGUGGUGGUGGCUGGGACCAGCGUCUUUAAGCCCCCUGAUAUUCCUAUGAAAAGAGCAUGCAUCUUCUAUGCUGACUUUUCCAGUAGGUACCCAGAGUGCCCAUCCCCUUGUACAGAAGAGCUAGAUUUCCUCUGUCUACAUCCAGCACAGGCAGCUUCCUUGCCUAUACUGACUGAACGUUAGCACAGCAUGCAUAUUUGACCAAGGGCAUAUGCAUGAAUGGAUGGUUGACACUUAAAAGUUACUUCAGAACAAGAGAAUUCCAGCUCUUGUGACCAGCCUGACUGAAUUACCAGCUGCUGGUAAUUGGUCACAUUCCUGAGUUUUAGAAACUGUUUGUUUUCUCAAACUCAGUUUCUGUAACAUAACACCUGCUGGGGUAAUAAAAUAUUACAAUUGAUCCUUAUAAGAAAUGAAAAUCAAAUCCUUGGUUUUGCUAAUCAAAUACCAAAUGUAAACAGAAGUUCCCCAACUGUGUUUUUCUUCACAUGCCUCUCCCCAAGUCCCUUUUACCCUGCAACAGCUCUACUAGUUAACAAAAAAAUUGCAUGUUUAAUAGCAGAAAUGUUGUUGUACUGGCUGUCAUGUCUGUAACCUGUUCUCAAAAGUAUACAUUCUGAUGUUGAAGAAUUCAAUUUAUUAGUGCUCUUUCCCUCUCCUCUGCUGCCUCUUUCAUCAAAAUAAUUAAAUCUUGUUAUUUAUUAUGC